Molecule: messenger RNA, 4652 nt
Organism: Etheostoma spectabile (orangethroat darter)
Lineage: Eukaryota; Metazoa; Chordata; Actinopteri; Perciformes; Percidae
Product: arf-GAP with GTPase, ANK repeat and PH domain-containing protein 1
Exons: 20
Coding region: 975-4619 (1214 amino acids)
Biological process (GO): negative regulation of neuron apoptotic process; activation of GTPase activity
Cellular component (GO): nucleus
Molecular function (GO): GTPase activity; protein binding; GTP binding
Source: RefSeq, a predicted model, not a curated record
AUCCUCACUUCCUCACUCCGAGGGGACACAGGGAGGCAGGGAGAGAAGGCAGGAGCUGCCCAUAAAUUGCUCUGGAAAAGGAGAGGGUAGAGACAGAGCUGGAGACAGAGCAGAUGCUUUGACAGAAGCAGAGUUGAGUGGUUUUCUCUCUCCCUCCUGAAUCUCUUUUGUUGGGUCGUUAGAUACAAAUCUGAUGGACAUUGGCAAGGACAACCACCACCACCUCACUGCUAGCCUCUAAUCCCCAGCCUGUUUGCCGGAGCUGGAUCCAGUGUGGAGCUGCUUGUGCGGCAGCUAUCAGCAGGCUAGCGGGGGCUGCAAGGCUCUGUGGCAGCGAGAAGAGGAGGAAAAAAAAAGGAGGAGGGGCUGUGGUGAGCUGGUGGGCUUCCUCUGCUUCACAGACACAUUUUAUUGACUUGCUAAUUGGAUGAGGCACUCGAAGGAGAGGAUGCGGUGACCGAGAAGAGCUGCUCUCCAGAGGAGGAAUACAGGCACAAGGAAGCAUUGCUCAGGCUGCGUAAAUCUGGCUACUUCAUCUUUUAAUUUUUUUUUAUUCUGGAGACAUAACAGAUGUUUUUUUUCAGCAUCUCCCAGUGACCAUCACACCGUGCAUACAUAAUUUUAUGCAUGACAUUGUCGAACGGUGCCUCCAGCUGCCAGACGCUUCGUGACAAGUGAAUGAUUUCCAUUUUGAUUUGUUUGCACCCUGUUCCCUUUCACCUGUUUUUUUUUGUUUUUUGUCUUGGACUUAUCACCUGGAGGUCUUUUUUUUUGUCAGCCUUAUUUGAUGUGCCGUUUGAUAUGAAUGGUAAUCUGAUGGCGAGAUAAAUUCUUCACCAAAUCAAAUGUACAAGGAACUGUGCAAUGGUUAUUCAUCAGGAAAAAUGAAGUCUUGUCUUGGUUGCCAAGACUGAGAUGUGCAGGUCUGGCUAGGUGAGAGUGCAGGUGGUACUGUGCUGAAGUCUGCUAUACCAAUGAGCAAGGCAGGCAACCCACAGAGACGCACCACCUACCUCAUUUCCCUAACUCUGGUGAAGGUUGAAGCUGUGCCAGAGGAUGUAGCAGGGAACCAGAGGGAGGCUCUUCCAGAGGGGGAAGGGAGCCCUAAGAAGGAGGAGGAAGAUGCCCCCAAAAAAGGGGAAGGACUGGUGUGUAUACAAGUGGGAGAAAAAGAAAACACACAGGUGGAAGAAGAAGUGGAACAGGUGCAGCAUGGCAAGUAUGGCAGCCCCACUGAGAACUGGGGAAAGCCUGAAAGUAAGGAAAUUCAUGGACACCCAAAAGACAUUGGAUCAGUUGGUAAAAGCAAAGACACCUUUUUUGUACAUCCACCUGUUAGACAAAUGGUCAAAGUGUAUGGAGGAACUACCACUGAGGGAACUGUGCGCAGAGAGGGUCCUCGCUCAGACGCCAUGCGCCCUAAGACGGAGCUCUACGGAGAGCCCCCCAUGCUCUUCCUAAAGGGUGAAAAUGGAGCAGACCUGAACAGUCGCUCACGUUGCAGCCUCCCCUUUUCCAUCCCGCCACAGGUCACCCAGCGCCCUGAAGUCCUGAUGAGGUCACAUGCAGGAGGCAACUCUGCAUGCUGGAGGGAACUCAGAGAGGCCAAUACAAGCUUGUAUCACUCUGCUAGGACUUUAGAUCGAAGGGAUAACCGUUUUGGGGACCAGUCCCCCUUAAUGGCAGCUACAACUCUGGGGCCUUACAGGGCAUCCUGGGCUGACAGUGACGGGAGGGGCACGCUCAUUCGACCCGGAGCCCCCAUCAGCGGAGGAUUUUCCGGCAUUAUGGCUAGGGACAGCCCUCAAGGGGAGAGAUUUAAGACAGUUUCUGUUUCCUUGCCUGUACCUCCUGUCACCGACGUGUCCAGGCCUCAAAGGAAAGGUACAAGUCGUACCCUGGACAACAGUGACCUACAUUCCCUCUCUGAGGACCUGAAGAAGGGGAAGGAGAGCCAGGGAGGAACAAUCCAGCGCGCUCCUCCCCGUGACAGAAAGAUGCUCAAGUUCAUUAGUGGCAUUUUCACCAAAAGUACGGCGGUGCCAGCCAGCGUCAGCACCGCACCUCCUCUCUAUCCAGCUGUGGAAAGGGGGUCGAGUGAGGAGGAAGCUGCAUGCACCAGCAGUCAAGAAUGGACCAUGAGCCAAACUAUACAAGAGCUUCACCUGGGUGUUUUGGGAGGUCUAUACAGUGGGAAGUCCGCUCUGGUUCACAGGCACUUGACAGGAAGUUACCUGCAGCUGGAAAAUGCUGAGGGUCGCCAAUACAUUAAGGACGUCCUGGUGGAUGGACAGAGCCACGUGUUGAUAAUCAGAGAAGAAACAGAACUCCCGGGUGCUCAGUUUGCAAGUUGGGUGGAUGCAGUUAUCUUGGUCUUCAGUUUGGAAAACGAGGCCAGCUUCCAGGAAGUUUACAGAAUCUACCACCAGCUCGCUACCCACCGGCCCAUUUCUGAGAUACCUUUCAUAGUAGUCGGUACUCAGGAUAAGAUAAGCAGCACCAACCCCAGAGUAAUAGAUGAUGCCAGGGCCAGACAGCUGUGCUCAGACGUGCGGCGCUGCACCUACUAUGAAACCUGUGCAACGUACGGCCUCAAUGUGAACAGAGUCUUCACUGAUGCUGCUCAGAAGAUCAUGGCAGCCAAGAAGCAAGCUGCUCUACUGGCUUCCUGUAAAUCUCUCCCUAACUCUCCCAGUCACUCCGGAGGCUCCACCCCCGUGUCAGGUGUCUUUCCUGGACAGGCCAGUAACGGUGGUCAGAGCAGUGAUUACUCCUCAUCACUUCCCUCCACUCCUGUGAUCAGUCAUAAAGAGAUUGGCAAGACAGUGAGAGGGGAAAAGCAGGAUAGUGCCACGCCUGGGUCCGUCCGCAGUGCCACCCGGAGACGCACCUCCAGAUUUGCGGGUCGGAGGGGCAGUGACUCAAACAGAAGGAGUGCAGAUUGUAUGGGAGAUCUGGGCAGUGGACGCUCCAUUCCCAUCAAACAGGGCAUCUUGUUGAAGCGCAGCGGGAACUCGCUCAACAAAGAAUGGAAGAAGAAGUAUGUCACGCUGUCCAACGAUGGCAUACUGUCCUAUCACUCUAGUGUCAAUGACUACAUGCUAAAUGCUCCUGGGAAGGAGAUGGACCUGCUGCGAGUGACAGUGAAAGUGCCAGGAAAGCGACCGCCUCGUGCUGUACAUGCCAGUGGCCUUCCAGUCGGGCUCAACGGGCGUGCCAAAGAUAUGCCGGGACUUGAGGGUGUCGGCCCAGUCCCUGUAAGCGAUGGGAUGGAAGGGCUGGGUGGUGCGUUGUUCCUGAGGAGCAACAGAGGUGUGCAGCGGUGUCCCUCUACUAUAUCAAACCACGCUCAAAGUGUUGACUCUGCAGUUGAGGGUGUGUCCAGCUCCUCCUCCACCAAAGAUGUAGGCUCCUCCUCCCCGGUCACAGACAGGAAGAAACAUCGCAGAAAGAAAAGCAUGAACCAGAAAGGAGAUGCAACCAUUGGCCAAGCAGAUGCCAAACGCAAACUGUGGAAACUUAAAAGCUUUGGUAGCUUAAGAAACGUAAGCAAGACAGAUGAGGAUAACUUUGACUUCCUCAUUGUGUCGAGUUCCGGCCAAACAUGGCACUUUGAAGCCCAGAGUGUGGAAGAGAGGGACUCCUGGGUCCAAGCCAUUGAGAGCCAGAUCCUGGCCAGCCUGCAGCUCUGUGAAAGCAGCAAAAACAAGGCUCGCAAGAACAGCCAGAGUGAAGCAGUGGUUCUGCAGGCGAUCCGCAAUGCGAAGGGCAACAACUUCUGUGUUGACUGUGAUGCUCCAAAUCCAACCUGGGCCAGUCUGAACCUGGGUGCUCUCAUAUGCAUCGAGUGUUCAGGGAUUCACCGAAACUUGGGGACCCAUCUGUCACGUGUUCGGUCGUUGGACCUUGAUGAUCUGCCACGAGAGCUGACACUGGUUCUUAGUGCCAUUGGCAACCACUUGGUAAACAGUAUAUGGGAGGCGCGCACUCUGGGCCACCGUAAACCAGCACCUGAUGCUACACGUGAGGAGCGGGAGUCGUGGAUCAGGGCCAAAUAUGAGCAGAAACUGUUUGUGGCGCCGUUGCCCCCUCCCACUCCUGGCGAGGGCCCAGACAUCACACUAUCUGGCCGUCUUCUGUUGGCAGUGAUGGAGCACAACCUCCCCAAGCUGCUGCUCCUUUUGGCCCACUGUACUAAGGAGGACAUUAAUGCCCCUCUCGGCCUGGCGCUCUCCUGCAGGUCGUUCUUAGCGCUAAGACUGCCUGGCUCUGCACUGCACGCUGCCUGUCAACAGGCUGAUGUGGUGAUGACGCAGCUUCUUGUUUGGUAUGGCUUUGAUGUCCGGCACCGGGAUGCUCAGGGGCAGACAGCUCUGGUACUGGCUCGCAGUGCUGGCAGCCAAGAGUGUGUCGACAUCUUACUUCAGUACGGAUGCCCAAAUGAACCGACCUCUUCCUUUACCGUUGCCACAACAGUUGGUUUUGCAGCAGCCGCCAUACCCAGCUUCCCUGUUGCCAUGACGCCGAGCCUAACGGUUGCUACGACAGUCAAGAUCUCGCACAAGAGCGGCGGCAGCACCAGCUUGAGUUACAGCACCUCUAGAAGAGCAGUGUCAUAAUCAAAAUGGGAUCAAAUGGGAAUGUGCGUGUGC